Camelina sativa (false flax) is the source of this 2578-nucleotide messenger RNA. The record is from RefSeq and is a predicted model, not a curated record. NCBI's taxonomy places the organism in Eukaryota, Viridiplantae, Streptophyta, Magnoliopsida, Brassicales, Brassicaceae.
ACAUUGAUCCCAUUCAAAACAUCUUUUGAUUCUCUUUCUUUUUUUUCCUUGGUGCUCUUCUUCUGCUAAGCAUCUUUCCCUUUUUUUUUUAUUAACCCUUGUCUCUCUCUCUCUCUCUCUCUACCUUUAUUCUUAGCGCCUUUGCUUUUGUUCCCUUGUCUUUUACUUUCCUUCUUCUCAUUGGAAGUGAAAUUUAGCUUCUUUCCUUCUUCUUCUUCCUUCCCAUAUUUAUCUUCUCUUUCACUCUUCCUGAUUUAGGUUUUGGUUUAUCUUCAUUGAUCUCGCAUUCUCUCUCAAUUCCCAUGUGUUAGAAAUUGGGAUUGCUUUAGCUUUUCUGGGUUUUGUGUCUCCACUCUGUUCCCAGGAGAAAUUUCGUGUCUUUCCCGGGAAGUUGUUUCCUUUAUCGUUUUGUUUUGAUUUCUGGGUUUGUGUGUGUCUGGAAACUGAAUCUAGAAUUCGACAUUGUGUUUGUUGUUUGUGUGACUGAAAGCAUAAAGUUUCAUUCUUUUUGACUCUCAAUUUUGAUCUCCAUUGAUGGGGCUGUGUCAUGGUAAACCUAUCGAGGAGCACCAAUCGAAGAGCCUCCAAAUCUCCAAUGAAAUCGAAGAGACGACACCUCGGAACUCAUCAUCUCAAAAGUCCAAAUCUUCAGGCUUUCCGUUUUAUAGUCCAAGUCCUUUACCUAGUCUCUUCAAAACCUCACCUGCUGUCUCCUCCUCCUCGAGCGUGAGUUCCACGCCACUUCGUUUCUUCAAGCGGCCUUUCCCACCUCCAUCACCAGCUAAGCACAUACGAGCUCUCCUCGCGCGUCGUCACGGUUCCGUUAAGCCCAAUGAAGCUUCGAUCCCUGAAGGUAGUGAGUGUGAGGUUGGCCUUGACAAGAAAUUUGGUUUCUCCAAGCAGUUUGCUUCACACUAUGAGAUUGACGGUGAGGUGGGUCGAGGGCAUUUUGGGUAUACUUGCUCUGCUAAGGGGAAAAAAGGUAGCUUGAAAGGUCAAGAUGUGGCUGUCAAAGUUAUUCCCAAAUCAAAGAUGACAACGGCAAUUGCAAUCGAGGAUGUUAGAAGAGAAGUGAAGAUAUUGCGGGCUUUGACUGGUCACAAAAACCUAAUCCAGUUCUAUGAUGCUUUUGAAGAUGAUGAAAAUGUUUACAUUGUUAUGGAAUUAUGCCAAGGCGGUGAACUCUUGGACAAAAUACUUCAAAGGGGAGGCAAAUACUCAGAGGAAGAUGCUAAAAAAGUAAUGGUUCAGAUUCUUAGUGUAGUAGCUUACUGUCAUCUUCAAGGCGUGGUUCACCGUGACCUCAAACCCGAGAAUUUUCUCUUCGCUACAAAGGAUGAGUCUUCUCCUCUGAAAGCCAUUGAUUUUGGUCUCUCCGACUAUGUCCGGCCAGAUGAGAGGUUGAAUGACAUUGUCGGAAGUGCUUAUUACGUGGCCCCUGAAGUUUUACACCGUACAUAUGGAACCGAGGCAGAUAUGUGGAGUAUUGGAGUGAUUGCUUACAUACUUCUCUGUGGUAGCCGUCCCUUUUGGGCCCGUUCUGAAUCUGGAAUCUUCCGAGCUGUUCUUAAAUCAGAACCCAAUUUUGAAGAAGCUCCUUGGCCAUCUCUUUCACCUGACGGUGUAGAUUUUGUGAAACGUUUGUUAAACAAAGAUUACCGUAAGAGACUAACUGCUGCACAGGCUUUGUGCCAUCCCUGGCUGGUUGGCUCGCACGAGUUGAAGAUACCAUCUGAUAUGAUAAUUUACAAGCUCGUAAAAGUAUACAUAAUGUCGUCUUCUUUGAGAAAAUCGGCUUUAGCGGCUCUUGCCAAAACGUUAACUGUAGCGCAGCUGACUUAUUUGCAAGAGCAGUUUAAUUUGUUGGGACCAAGCAAAAAUGGAUAUAUCUCGAUGCAGAAUUACAAAACAGCAAUCCUGAAGAGCUCGACAGAGGCUACGAAGGAUUCACGAGUCUUGGAUUUUGCACACAUGAUUAGUUGUCUACAGUACAAGAAACUAGACUUUGAAGAGUUCUGCGCUUCAGCUAUAAGUGUUUAUCAGCUAGAAGCAAUGGAAACUUGGGAGCAACAUGCACGCCGUGCAUAUGAAUUGUUUGAGAAGGAUGGGAACAGAGUCAUCAUGAUUGAAGAACUUGCUUCGGAACUCGGACUCGGUCCAUCAGUCCCUGUUCAGGUUGUUCUUCAGGAUUGGAUAAGGCAUUCUGAUGGGAAGCUAAGUUUCUUGGGUUUUGUCAGACUCUUACACGGCGUAUCCUCUCGGACAUUGCAGAAAGCCGCGUAGAGAGGCUUCUUUCUUUCACCUAUACAUUUAGUUCUCGUUGGAUCUAAAAGGACCUGCCUUUAGGACAGUAACCUUACACCAAGUCCAAAAUGAUUAUGACCUUAUGGACUCCGAGCGAAACUCAGUGAUCAAACAGACUACAUCCACUUCCUCUUGUUAGUCCUAUUUUUUUUCUUUGUUUUGGUAAAGAUUUGAGUCUUUAAGAUAUAAGAAUGGUGUUGAUUGAGAUCAAGAGGAUUGUACAGAAGAAAAAACAUAUCGAUUACUCCUCUAAAGUGUUCCCUUUUCUACUUCA